AUGUAUUCUGAUCAAGUGGAGGCUAAGACUGAAAUCAGGAAAACGGUAAAGAGCCGUCUCAAUGGCGGUUCCGGCGAUUUCUCUUCUCGCGGUAGACAAGUCACCAGGAAGAGAGGAAGGCAGGAUGAUGAUAAGUGGGAGCAUGAUCUUUUCGAGGAUGACGACGACAAGCCUCGAAUUUCAAAGCGCAGAGUAGACCCUAAAGAUCUUCGCUUGAAGCUCCAGAAGAAACACCAUGGCUUGCAAGGUCGUCUAGGAGCUAGUUUGGGCGUUGGGGAUCUACGGGAAAAGCUUUCUGGGACAGUGAAUCCACAACCCAAGAACAGUAUCCUAUCAAGAUCUUUACGGGAUGCUGCUAGAUCAGCUCUAAAGAGCGUUUCAGGUGAAACAAAAUCUGUGACUAGAGCAACUUCGAACAAAGCUGCCAAGAAGAAAACGCAGCAGGCUGAUAUGUCGGUUGAUAGCUUCCUGGAAUCACUGGGUCUUGAGAAAUAUGCGACUGCAUUUCAAGUGGAAGAAGUUGAUAUGGAUGCUCUUAUGCAUAUGACAGAUGAUGAUCUCAAAGCUCUGCUCAUACCACUGGGCCCUAGGAAGAAGAUACUUCUUGCUUUAGGAUCCAAACAGUAG
Microthlaspi erraticum is the source of this 627-nucleotide messenger RNA. NCBI's taxonomy places the organism in Eukaryota, Viridiplantae, Streptophyta, Magnoliopsida, Brassicales, Brassicaceae. The record is from the annotation of a GenBank genome assembly.